Fimicolochytrium jonesii is the source of this 4141-nucleotide messenger RNA. Its product is annotated as armadillo-type protein. Gene Ontology annotation, biological process: protein export from nucleus; RNA export from nucleus. The record is from RefSeq and is a predicted model, not a curated record. The coding region runs from base 74 to 3868 and encodes 1264 amino acids. NCBI's taxonomy places the organism in Eukaryota, Fungi, Chytridiomycota, Chytridiomycetes, Spizellomycetales, Powellomycetaceae. The transcript is spliced from 5 exons. Gene Ontology annotation, cellular component: nucleus; cytoplasm; RNA nuclear export complex. Gene Ontology annotation, molecular function: RNA binding; nuclear export signal receptor activity; small GTPase binding.
AAACUGCUCCCAAACACCCCGUCCGCCUGUAUAUAUCCCCUCCUGCAAGUGCCCCUCGGCCUGCACAGGUCCCAUGCUCGCCGCCAUGGACCAAACAGUGUUUGUCCAAAUCACCGAGGCGAUAUCUACCAUAUACGAUCCUUCGGCGUCGAACGACCGGCGGCGGUUGGCUAACGAGUACAUCGAAGCCCUCAAACAGCACCCGCAAGCAGCCCUCUGGGGAUACCACCUCGCACAUAAGAAUAGCCGCCAGCCGGACCACAUCAGACACUUUGGGCUCACUUUGGUCGAGAACGCUGUCAAGUUGAAAUGGAGUGGGAUGGGGGAUGAGGAGAGGGGGGUUGUGAGGGAUGGCAUUGUUGGGCUGGUUAGGGAUGGAACGAUGGACAUGGAUGUGGAAAAGACGUUCGUGAAAGAGAAAGUCGCGCGGCUAUUUGACGAGAUUGCGAAACGGAUGUGGCCAUUGAACUGGAUGGACAUGGACGUGUUGCUGAGGCAGCUGUAUGAGCAGAGUUCAACGCAUCGAGAACUAGUUCUGCUGAUCUACCGCUCCCUCACCGAAGACAUCUUCAUCUACGACGACGCCUUUGCCCAACUCCGCAAAAAGGAGCUGGUAACAGGGAUGAUGGCAGUAACAAUGAGCGCCAGCGCCCUACAGGAGCUAAACGAACAGCGCGGCGCAGACGUGGAGCUCGCGGGGAUGCCCUCCAACAUCGCCCACUCGGACUACGAACUCAUCCUACGCAUAAUCCGAGCCAACCCGGAGAAUGAAGGAUGGAUCGUGCGAUGGAUGCAGGCGGCGGAUCAACUACAUAACGAGUGGAUCAGUCUAGCACGCGCAGCAGCAGGAGGGGAUCAACAACGAGCACAGACGGUCGAGAGAUUGGCGGUGCUGACUCUCAACGCCGUGGCGGUGAACAUGGAGUGGGUGCCUGGACGGACGAUUGAGCAGGCGCGUGUCACCUACGCGUGCAUGACUCUGCUGCUGUCGGAAUCGGAGCCGGUACGUGCGGCGGCGGUGGAUUGCCUGUUGGUGCUCUUUUCGCGACAGCCGGGCCAGCUCACCGACGACGCGCGGAUGAACUGCAUGCUGAAACCGCUGUUUGUGGAUGGGUGCCUUGACUUGCUCGUCGCGGCGUGGGCACGGGCGCAUGGGCAGCAGACCCUCCUCGCACCCACCGUCAUGGAGCCAGGCAGUGAGCCCCUCGAAGAAGAGGGAUACGCGUUCGUUAAACGGCUCGCGCAGACCAUCGUCGCCCUCGGCGAUGUCCAACUGCUGCUGAAGAAGAACGCCAUCACCCCGCCUAACUUAUCCAAAUACCUCGAGCUGUUGCUCGUCAUUCUCAGCCACCCUUCCCUGUUGGUCGCAUCCACCGUCGCACCACUAUGGACGGAGAUCCUCCGCCAUGCGCAUUUCCAGACCCUACCCGAGACGACGUACAUGCUCCCGCCGCUACGGGAGCUUGUCGCCUCCAUGCUGUGCAAGCAGGGCAAUAAGGCCCGCGUGGAAGCGGCAGCAUACUACACCGACAUCGAUUUCGACUCGAAGGAUUUUUACGAGCUUGCUGAGAAUGAUCUGCAUCAACGGUUACAGCAUAUCAUCAGCACCGCCGCGACGCUGGAGCCCGAGCAGUCGUUCCUCUGGGUCGCAAGACGUAUCCAAGCCAUGCUGGGACAACACUCAAACGAACCGGGCUAUAUCCAGCUCUUUGAAGGAAACGCGGAACUCCUCGACCACGUCAUGCGCGGCGUCCGCCCUGCUCAAUUGGUCACCGGCAGCACCUCUUUAACACAAGCAAUGCAAGACCUCGUCCAAGUCAUCCUCAGCUACGAAACCCCCUCGGCAGUGCUCACCCGCAUCCAACUCAAGAUGAUUGUAGCCCUAGCAGAAGUGCUCAGCGGCGCCCCAGACCUCCUCCUCCGCUGUCUGCAGAAACUCUUCACCUUCGUCACCUUCGUCAUGCCCGACGAACAGGGAUUUAUUGCCACGGGUGCCGGGAUCAGGGACGAGACGCGCGCGCUGAGACGCACGGCGUGUAGCUCGUUGAUCAAGUUGGCUGUCGCGAUGCCGGAGAUUUUGGUCACUAUCUAUGGCGACAUUGGCACAGCGGUGCGGGGGUUGAAGACGGGAACGGCGACGUUGCCGUCGGAACAGGCGCUUUUGACGGAGUUUUUGCUUGCGAUUGCGUGUUCGGCGGCUGCGCUAAGCGUGGAGCAGAAGGAGGGGGAGUUUAUGGGGCUGGUGCGACCGGUGGUGGACGAGUUUCAGCAGGCGGUGGAUCAGAUGGCCGCGUCCCCGGAGGCGUUGGUGCAUUAUUCCGGGCUGGGGAUCGUGCUCGCGAAUACGCAGUACCUGCAACCAACCGACACCCCAUCCGAUAUUCCGCCUCCACUCCUCCAAGAACUAGAAACCAAACGCACCGACCGCGGCAAACUAACCCAUCUCCUCGGCGCCCUCAACAACUUCCUUAAACGCACCCUCGAAACUUCGGGGAAAGACCUAGCCGCGACGCUGUGGACACCUCUCCUCCCCGCCCUCACCCAAAGCACACUCACCCUCAUCAGCACCCUCCACGGGGUCCACUCACCCACCACCUUCGACGCCCUCCCGACCUCCACGAAACCCCUCGUCCGCGGCUCCCACAAACUCACCGCCACCGACGGCCCCCUGCUAAAACACCUGACAUCCAUCCUCCGCACCCUCUCAACCCUCCGCGAGCUGUCCUUCGGCAUCCUCACCCACCUCACCCACCUCGGCCGCGUCUUCUACACUUUACCGGAUCUGCUCACCACACACUUUCGAACGGCCGUGUUUGAGACGGCCGCGGGGCUGGGCGACCGGUACUGGAAAUCGACCAUCAGCAGCGUUGCGAGGCCGGUCGUGAUGCAUUGUCCGGCUGAUGACGGGGAUGACGGGUGGUGCGUCGACGCGGUGCUCCAGAAUGUGUUGUUACCCCUGUGUGAGUUUGCGACGGCUCGGUUGGGAGGCGAGUGGAGGGCAGCCGAGGAGCGGGGGUUGGUCAUGGGUGUUGGCGGGACGGUCGAAGAAGGCGGGGAGGAGGAUGUCAGCGAGGAUAUCGACAACGAACGCGUGUUGAGGGAUGUGACGCGCGCGUUUGCGGAGCUGGUGACGGGGGUCAUUGCACUCGCGCCUGCACCCACCACCACCACCACCGCCAAAAAACCAGACUCAGACUCGCACCCGCCAACACCCUUCACGCCUUAUAAGCACCCGCACCUCGUCCAACCCCUCCUGACCCAGUUCGCGGGGCCGUACCUCGCCGCCCUCCUCGCAUGCAUCACGUAUAAGGACACCCUCGCGGCGCGGAAGGCUGUCAUCGCGUCCAUGAAAUUGGUCCCCACCCUUGCCGCCUUGGGAAACCUGGGCGGGGGUACACGGGACCUGUGGAACUGGGCAUCCACGCCGCUGCUCACAACGUACCUGCACGCGCUGCGCUCCGGCUACUUUGUCCCGCUGCACUCGGACCUCUUUUCCGCCGUCGCGGAGUGUUAUGCCACGUUUCGCCCGCUGUGUGAGACGCCCGCGCAGACCCUCGCUGUGGUCCUCUCCCCCGCCGUGCCGGUGCAGAAGAUCAGGGACUUUGAAGCGCAGAUCUUGGCCACGGCCAACAGCAAAACGCAGAACGCGCUCGUGAGGGCGUUGCUGGGGCAAUGGGUGGGCGUUGCGGUCGGGGAGCUGGGGAGGGAGGACAAAGUCGGCGGCGGCGGGCAAGGGUUCGUGUUGGAUAAACGGCCCGAGAAGGCGGUGUUUGAGCGGCCGAGGGUGAAGAGUGAGCGCAGACGCGGGGAGGAGGAGGAGAGUGAGGACAAGGCGAAUGGGUGGUUUGGCGGGUUGUUUGAUGAGUGAAGUGAAUCACGCGGGCGUGUGCGCGCCAGGUCCAGAAAGGGGGCGUCCGUUGGAUUUGACUACUCUGGAGGCCAUAGAACCGACACGACAACCCCCGGAAACUCAUCUCCUGUCCCCGGAUGAACUCACACACCCCGGCCCUCGCCGUAGCUUACGGAAACACCUAACAUAGCGUAGCUAGCGAACUUCGGCGCAUCUUUGGAACGGAGUUAGAGCGUAUGUAAGGGUUGUAAAUUAUGCUCUAUGAUUUGAUUGCUCUUCUGCAAAGGUACG